AGAGAGAGGGAGAGAGAGAGAGAGAGAGAGAGAGAGAGAGUUAACAGGGGAUCCAUGGAGCGUGUCACAGUACAAGUGUUUUCUAUGUCUUCUUGUCCACGAUGCACUUUAGGAUUGCAAUAAGAUGCGUGUGUGUUUCCAGAUAAUCAGUUUCUUCCUCUCAGUAAACUUUUACUCCCAGCCGCUCCGAGCUCAGGAUCCCUCCUGUUGCCACCAUGCUGCCGAGUUCUCCCCUUGCAAAGAAGCUUGUGACCAGCUCGCUACGAUAAAGAGUGAGUCCCGUCUAAAGCAUCUCCUCCAGAGGUUACCUGGUUACUGUCCAGAGUCCAUGAAUGAACUUUGGCUGUGCAUCAACUCUACACUCCCAGGUGUAUCCAGGAAGUCAGACGGCUGGGUGGGGCUGGGCUGCUGUGAGCUGGCUAUCUCAUCUGAGUGUCGCAGGGAAUGUAGACAGGCUACAUCUAAAAAUGACAUAACAAAAGUAUGCAAAAAAGUCACAGAGACAUCCCUCUACAGCUGCAUCACCAAAAAUGAAAUGGGCUCCACAUGUUGCAGCUACGCAGGGCGUCACACCACCUGUAGGGAGUACUGCCAGGCCAUCUUCAGGACCGACUCCACCCCCACCGUGUCCCAGAUCAACGCUGUCAAAGAGUACUGCCAGAGUCACAGCACUCAGCUGCUCGGCUGUGUCAGCAACUUCACCAAGUCCUACCCUAUACGCAGCCCUAUAGACAGUCUGUACUGCUGCGAUCGAGCAGAGGCCACACACUGCCAGGUGGCAUGCCGGAGGAUACUCCGCACCAUGAGCACAGAGCACGAGAUCAUGGAGGGUUUGAUCGAGGAGUGUGGCUCCCAGCCUCUCCCUCAGGAGCCCAUGUGGCAGUGCUUUCUGGGCAGCGCACACCCUCCUUCCCCACCUGAAGAGGAGACCCCCCACCCUGCUAAGAUGGACUGUGCAAAGCUGCACUGCUGCGCCAAAGCUAACACCUCCCUCUGCAGGGACAUGUGUCAGGAGAUCAGCACUAACUGGGGCAGUCAGACGUGGCAGGACUUUGACCAGCUCUGUGAGUACAACCCUGUGGAGACAGAGCUCAUCAACUGCCUGGCUGAUGUCAGAGAACCGUGUCAGCUGGGCUGCAAGGACCUCACCUACUGCACCAACUUCAACAACAGGCCGACAGAGUUGUUCCGCAGCUGUAACGUCCAGUCAGACCAGGGCGCCAUGAAUGACAUUAAACUGUGGUCAAACGGAACGAUCAAGAUGCCGUUAAUGAACAUCCCUGUGCUCGACAUCAGGAAGUGUCUGCCGGACAUGUGGAAGGCCGUGGCCUGUUCGCUGCAGAUCAAACCCUGCCACAGCAAGUCCAGAGGGAGCGUCAUAUGCAAGUCAGAUUGUGUGGACAUCCUGACCCAGUGUGGGGACAGGAAACAUUUCCAUGAAGGCCAAACUCCAGAGAGGAUCUGUGAGCUGCUGUCACCCAUCGAUGACCCUGAACGCUGCAUUCCCCUCCACAGAUACCUCACUCCAAGUUCCCUUGGCAACAACAUUGUGGAGGAGGUGAUCCAUCCAUGCAACCCCAACCCAUGCCCCAGCAACCACGUAUGUCAGGUCAACAGGAAGGGAUGCCUUGAUGAGCUCAACUGCCAGCCAUACCUCUGUGUUCCAGGCUGUAAACUAGGUGAGGCCUCGGAGUUUCUGGUGCAGCAGGAUGCUCGUAUCCAGGUGCCGACUCGCGCUGGUCCCGCUGGGUGCUUCGAGGUCUGCAGCUGUGGUCCCAGUGGGCGUCUGGAGAACUGUGGGGAGAUGCCCUGUGUGGACACCAACAAGCCCUGCAUCGUAGGAGGACAGAGGAAGAGCCACGGGACAUCUUUCAUGGUGGACUGCCACACCUGUUCCUGCUUCGCUGGUGACUCCAUCUGCUCCACACGGGAAUGUCUGGGCUACGACAGCUCCGAUGAGGACCGCCGACACUUCACUGGUCUGCCUUGUAGCUGUCCGGACCGUUUUGUCCCAGUAUGUGCCUCAAACGGACGGACCUACCCUAGUGCCUGUGUGGCUCGCUGCAUGGGAUUCAAGGACCAUCAGUUUGUCUUCGGCUUGUGCCGCCUCAGCAAGCCCUGCGCCAACAAACCCUGCCAGAGAAACCAGAGGUGCCUCCCAAAGUAUCGUGUGUGUCUGAGUGACUCAUCAGACUGCCCACAGUACGAGUGUGUAGGUCGUCCCGGACCCUGUGAUAAGAACAGUGUGGAGCCGGCCUGUGAUACUGAUGGCCUGGUCCACCCCAAUCUGUGCCAUUUGCAGCAGGCUGGGAAAACUCUGGCCUACAUGGGCCACUGCCAGGAUGCCUGUACGAAGCCCAAGCAAGUUUGUGGCCACAAUGGUGAGACCUACAACACGGUGUGUGACGCCUUCUCCGACCGCGUGGCUGUGGAUUACGAGGGCCCCUGCCAAGCUGUAGGGGGCGUGUCUGACAUGGCCCCUGACUCUGCAUGCAGCGGGAUACCAUGCCCUCCUCUGUCCACUCCAGGCUGCCUGCCUGUCACCCCCCCUGGAGCCUGCUGUCCAAUAUGUGCCAGCAUGCUGCAGAUCCUCUGGAACAAAGAGCAGAUGAAUACUUUCUCAAAGCUGAAUAAGAACCAGCCAGUGACGGUGCAUGACGUCCUGCAGAUCCUCCGGCUUCAUGUCUCAGUGCCGCAGUGCGACGUCUUUGGAUACCUGAGCAUCGACCAUGAGAUGGUCGUCCUCAUUGCUCCGGUGGACCAGCAGCCAACACCACUACAGCUCGAAGCCUGCAGCAAGGAAGCCGAGAAGAUCGAUUCCCUCAUCAACUAUGCCAGCCCCACUCUGGUCUCCCACGUCCCCCUCUCCGCCUUCCUCACCUCCGAGAUCAGAACCUCCUCCAUCCACUCUUCUGCGAGCGCUCAGCCUCCACCUCUAUCCGCCAGCCUGUGCUUCCUCCUGGGCGUCGUCAUCGCCGCCGCAGCGGCCCCUGUCCUCCACCAGCUCUGAGUGCCUCCAAAUCCCCACCCAGCCCCUCGCUCACUAACUCCUGAGUGCUUCCAAAGAUUCCCUUCUUCUGAGAUGACGGGGCUGUCAGGAGGUGAGUGUGUUUGUGCGACGGCAGCGCAGGGAGAAGCAGCGGCGGCAUCUUUCGACAAUCAUUCCUAUCGACUCACCUGCGUGUCAAACAAUCAAGAUGGUGGAAAAGCUAUUAACGUUGAAAGCUUUUGUAUGAACAGUAUUAUUCGGUGGACGAGUUACUCACUGGGUUUCCCUCCGUUGAAGCGUGUGUGUGCGUGUGCGUGUGCGUGUGCGUGCGUGCGUGUGUGACCUUUAAGAAGCAUUUGACUUCAUACCAGCAGUGUUUAUCCAUUAGUUCCAGCAACAAGCUCUCCUCUGAAAGCUGUUGAGUGGGAAUGUAAAUUUCAUGACUCACUCUGUCUUAUUUAGAGGCUUUGUUUGCGUGUGUGUGUGUGUGUGUGUGUGUGUGUUUGUGCUUUUGUGUACGUCUGAAUGAGUUUUGGAGACAGACAAGGACAAAACAUCCCAGUCUGGCUGAACAUCUGUCUGAUAAAUUACCCCAAAAUUCCCUCGGCCACACACAUUAUCAAAUGCACUCGCACACAAACACUGGUGUCACUCCAUCCAGAUUCCUCUGCUCAGUUUAAAUCCUGUGUCAGAUGGAGUCCGAUCAUUUAGUGUUGCGUAUCAAGACUUCUGCACAGUCUGUAGGGCAGUGCAUCGUGUAUAUACAUGUGAGGUGUUUAUGGACCUAUAGUGUUUGAACCUCUAACCUCAGCAGUGUUAGCGCCAUGCUCAUAUACUGAGCCAGCUCAGAUGAAACUAAUCCAGCCUCCAAAGUUGGUUGGAACUACAGUAAUGACCAAACAAAGUGCCAAGAAGUCAACUGAAAAGUAUUCAUGUAAAGGGAGCCACGUUCUGUUGUGUUUUCCCACAGCGGUAGAGUGAAGCCGAACUAAGCUCAAAGUGUGAUCUAGGAUCAGAAAUAGAUGUUGCUUUCUCCUGAAGGCAUCAAACUCUCUCCCCGAACAAACCUGGUGACACUUUUAUCUAAUGUGGUUUUCAUAAAAUGUCAUUUUCUAAAUAAUAUUUUAAAAAAUGGAUGUUCCUAGUCAAAUUUCACUUCCCUUUUUAUAAUCCUUCCCUCUUUCAACAGGGUAGUUUAUCUUCUUCAGGCUUUAGAAAUCACAGCUCACUAAUCAUUGGACACAUGCAGCCUGUGACCAGGGCUUCUUAAGGGGAUAUCGCUUUGCUCUGAUAGUCACAAGCAAACCCCACAGAGUCAGAGUGUUUUUAAAAGCAUCAAGAGAUUUAGUCCCUGCUUGUAGCUUCAAAAUACACGAUCAUUUUACUAAAGAUAUAAAGUGUUCAUUGGGAUAAAAGAGCUAUCCAAGUUGUUUACAUGCAAUGAAAUAAAAGUGAAACAAAACCUGGAAGGGACACAGUCUUUCAAAUCUGACUGGCUAGGUUAGUGUGAUUUGUAUAGACAUCUCUAUUAAAUCGUUUGAGUGCUGCAGUUCCAAAAAAAAAGAAGUCAGAAGGCUUGCAAAUGUAUUUAAGAUAAAUAUAAUGAAUAGCAUUGAUGAUACAGACACCAUUUGAAUAGCCCCCCGGGGUCAAAUAAAGUUUUUUGAAUUGAAUUGAAUUGAACCAAGGUUUGCUGAGUUUAACUGGGAUUCUUGUAUUCGAGUUAUGCAACUUUAUGACUAUUUAUCUGAGACCAUUUGCCUUAUAAAACUCUGCAUCACUCAAAAUGAAUGCUGCUACUUCAGGAUGCACACUCAAACGAUACAUCCACAGGCUCCUACUCCAAGCUGACAUAACCAGAGUAGUUCACAAUAUCUGAGUUGAGUUAUACAAUAUCAUGUUUAAAGAUCUGCCGUUAGAGCCAGACCGAUUAAUCGGCUAGCCGAUAAUAUCAGCCAAUAUUAGCAUAUCUAGUGACUAUCAGUAUAGGCUAAUUUCAUGAUAGAUAUGCGCCGAUAUUUUUAGAUUCAUUCACCAGUCAAAAACCAUUUCAUUUGAAUAUUGUAUCACACUAGCAGUUCUCCCUGUCACCAGUAGAGUGUGCUCUAUGGAUUAUAACAAGCAUUAUCACUCUCCAGAGUGUCAAGCAGUGACAUGAACAGUUUUCUUCCAGUUGAGUGACCCUCUUGUCUUUAUAAUAUAUCUUUUCCAAAAGUGUUUGAUAACUGCAUUAGAGGGAUCAACACCCGGUAGCUAUCUCUACCGAUCGAACAUAGAGCUAAGCGAAGAGAGAUAUCGGCCGAUAUAUCAGUCGUUUUUUUUUCUCCCCAAUAUCAUCAAUAUCGGCCCCCCAAAACAAAAUCACAUCUUGGUCGCGCCAUAAUCACCACAUCUUGUAAAGUGCUACCAGGUUUGUUCCCCCGCGCCGCAGGUGAACCAUUCUGAGAUAAAGCAUCUGAAAAUCCUAGAUCCCCUCCCUCUGUGUGUGCGGCCAGUAGCUCUGGCAAGCAUUAAAAGGGAUGCUUCCUGUCUGUACAUAUGAACUAGAAGCCAUUUGAUAACAAAAGGACAAUCACGUAGUCACUACCCAGAAUCCUCUUUGGGUAGAAAUGAUUUCCACAGUAUGCCUUUGCAUAUAGUGUCUUAUAUGAAGUAAUAAUAAAAAUGCAAUAACUUUAUAUUUGUUAAGAAAUGUCUCUAUAUUUGAUAUGUAUCUGAUUGAGAUGAUGAUCACCUAUGUGCCAUGUUUUUUUUAUAUAUAUAUAUUAAUAUAACAGAUAGCUGUUAUUCUUAUUGCAUGAUGACAAUUAUGAAGUGUUUGUACUCCAGAAUGUAUUAUAGUGUGUUGUCCCGUCUCUUUGUGUUCGUCUAUCUGCCUGUACAGCACAAUGUGUCCCCGUCUCUAACAGUAUUACUGUGCUAGGCAGCUCUGUAGCAGGGAACCCUCAACACGGCUCCUCCAUCUAUUACUAUUAUUAUGUAUUAUUAUGAUUAUGAUUAUUAUUAUGAAUAUGAUAAUUUUUUGAAUGUUUGUGACCAAUGGAGCCAACAAAAGUGUUUUUACUUGACAAGCUCGUGUCAGCGUUUGAUUUGAUUCCAUGUUACUUAAGAAGAGAGUUCAAACUGCUCCUGAUGAAUUAUUUCUCAGAUGAAAGAAAAGUUCAACUAUUUGAGAGAAAACCUGCCCUUCUUUUCUGAGAGUGAGAUGAAAAGAUUGAAUACUUCACAUACCUGUUCUGACUCCAGCGCCUUUUUUUUUUUCUUUCAAAACAAAGACAUGAAUUCCAUACCGAUGUUCUCAUUUCAUCAUUUCAGAGGAAAAUCUCCCGAAAAUGUUUUAUUAUUCAUACAUUUUGAUCAUUUUUUUGAAGUCUUGCUGCAACAUGGUCCUACUCCCAACUUGUCAAAUACAACCAGCUGUUUGACGGCCUUAUGCUUCAAAAUAAAUAUGUCGAUCUUAGUGAACCCUGACGUGAAUAAUUCAUUUGAUUUGAUAAGGUUAGAUAUACUUUGCUUUGCCUUGGGCAUUAUAGUAAAAGAGACAUGCAGCUCUGAUCAACAUGAAGUUACAUAAAAACAAACUCACACAACCAUGAAUACGAGUCAAGCUUUAAACACUUUGAUGGAUUACAGUAUAUUCUAUAGAGUUGGGUCACUUUCUUGUUGUGUUGGAUGAGUUGGGAGAGAGAAAUGUGAGGAACUUCAUUUCUAAAAGGGAGCUCAUUCAUACUUUUCCAUAUUUUGUAAAUGAGGUACUCAAUCAGCUGUCCUGAGCAUGUGACCCUCAGGAUGAGUCAGUCCAAUCAGCAGAGCAGGUUUUCUUUCAUCACAAUGACUGUUGUAACUCAUUCUAGGUUUUUUAAGGUUGAUUAUUUUUUUUUUUACCAAAUUGUCCAAUGGUUUGUAUGCCCUUUGAGUGCUGUCCUCUCCAUUUAUCAUCACUGUGUUUGUCAGGAAUCUCAAAUAGAAAGAAUUCAGCAGGAUGCAUAUUUCAUGAAAUAUAAAAGAAGCAAUACCAUGACCAA
Labrus bergylta (ballan wrasse) is the source of this 7014-nucleotide messenger RNA. RefSeq names its product reversion-inducing-cysteine-rich protein with kazal motifs (gene reck). Gene Ontology annotation, cellular component: plasma membrane. Gene Ontology annotation, biological process: blood vessel maturation; sprouting angiogenesis; extracellular matrix organization. The record is from RefSeq and is a predicted model, not a curated record. Gene Ontology annotation, molecular function: metalloendopeptidase inhibitor activity; protein binding. NCBI's taxonomy places the organism in Eukaryota, Metazoa, Chordata, Actinopteri, Labriformes, Labridae.